Cucurbita pepo subsp. pepo (vegetable marrow) is the source of this 1776-nucleotide messenger RNA. RefSeq names its product ACT domain-containing protein ACR1. Lineage: Eukaryota; Viridiplantae; Streptophyta; Magnoliopsida; Cucurbitales; Cucurbitaceae. The record is from RefSeq and is a predicted model, not a curated record.
CGAUGACCAAGUCCAAGUGGGUUAAGAUUCAUAACCCUGCUCCCAUUAUUACUUUUCUUCCUUGUGGGUCGUAUCCAUUUCAUUCCAAUUGCUUGUCAUGAUCAUGUUUGGGAGAUUUGGAGAGUGGAAAUCGUGUUGUUGAAGAGGAUCAAAAAACAGAGGAGAUAUGAUGGAAACUGUGUAUCAGCCUUGUUACGUGGAUUCCCAGUUGGAAUUACUUAUUGAAAGAAUUUACCCACCCAGAGUUUGCAUCGACAAUGAUACCUUCAAGGAUUGCACGCUUGUCAAGGUUGACAGUGCAAACAAACAUGGAAUUCUACUUGAGAUGGUCCAGGUUUUGACGGAUCUCGACCUCGUAAUUUCCAAAUCUUACAUUUCUUCUGACGGCGGAUGGUUUAUGGACGUUUUCCAUGUGACAGAUCAGCUGGGCAAUAAACUCACUGAUGAAAGUCUCAUACAUUACAUCCAACAGGCAUUGUGUGCAAAUAGGAGAGAAGGGUCAUCAAGAACAGUGAGAACGUGCAUGGGAAGGGAAAUGUUGCCUCGUCACAUGUCAUCGGAGCACGCGGCGGCGGAGAUCAUCGGAACCGAUCGGCCAGGUCUCUUGUCGGAGAUAUUCGCCGUGCUAGUUGAUUUGGGCUGCAAUAUCACGGCGGCCGUGGCAUGGACUCACCAUAAAAGUGCAGCCUCCAUUAUCUACAUCGAUGAAGGUUGGAAUGGUGGAGCCAUCAAGGACGUAAAACGGCUGGCCCAUGUGCAGGAGCAACUUGAGAACGUGGUAGGCGCCCAUAAUGGACUAGGCGAAACAAGCAGCGUGAGGUUGACAGCUCCAUCAGCUGGACGGACCCACAACGAGCGACGGCUCCACCAGCUGAUGUAUGCCAACGGCGACUAUGAACAAUGUCGGUGUCGAGACGAUAGUGAAAUAUGUAAAAAGAGUUGUACUCGCACGCAUGUAAGGAUAGAAAGUUGCAAUGAGAAAGGAUAUUCAAUUAUCAAUGUCAAGAGUAGGGACCGUUCAAAGCUGCUGUUCGAUACGGUUUGCGCCCUUACCGACUUGCAAUAUAUAGUGUUUCAUGCUGCAGUAGGUUCGAAUGGCACUGUAGCUUAUCAGGAGUAUUUCAUUCGGCAUAUAGGUGGCUGCAUCUUAGACACAGAGUUUGAAAGAACCAGGCUUUCACAGGCCCUUGUUGCAGCCAUAGAAAGAAGAGCUUCACAUGGAGUGAGGCUGGAACUUCGAGCUCAAAAUCGAAUGGGAUUGUUAUCAGACCUCACACGGAUCUUCCGGGAGAACGGUCUCUCGAUCUCGGCAAUCAAUAUCGAAACCAGUGGUGAGAGAGUUGUUGGGUCCUUUUAUGUCAUGGAUGCGUCGGGGAAUGAUGUGGAUCGGCAGACAGUGGAGUUGGUGAUCAAAGAGAUUGGAGGAUCAAUUAGUGUAGUUCAAGAGCCUCCAAAUUGGACUGCUCGACCCUCCUCUGCAAGAGAGAAACAGGGGAUUGAAGUAACAAGAAUAGAAGAUAAGCCAAGAUUCUCAUUAGGCAACUUGCUGUGGUCGCAACUUGAACGACUUUCCAGUAACUUUGGUUCUAUAAGAUCAUGAAGGAUGGCAUCCAAAUGUUGGAUGUACAUCUUGUAAAUAGAAUUGUACAGGAAGCAUAACAAGAUCAAUCGCUGAUGACAAUAAAAAUUAGUAGGGAACCAACAGUUUCAGUGGAUAGAUUACGCCAUUCUUAUUUGAAUGGUAGACUAAAUGUCAAAUAAGCGAUGGUUUCAAUA